Vicia villosa (hairy vetch) is the source of this 666-nucleotide messenger RNA. RefSeq lists its product as uncharacterized. The transcript has 2 exons. The record is from RefSeq and is a predicted model, not a curated record. Lineage: Eukaryota; Viridiplantae; Streptophyta; Magnoliopsida; Fabales; Fabaceae. Bases 1 to 666 code for a protein of 221 amino acids.
AUGGCUUUAACAUCUUCCUCUUAUCAAGCUGCUAUGAUCGUUGAAUUUGGAAAAAGCUUUCAUGUCAAACUAAAAACCACAAAGUUUUUUCUCAAAGAUCUAGAGCUAGUCAUUGAGCAUAUUGUUGAUUUUGAAUCGUUAAGGGUGAAUGUGUAUCAGUUGCAACAUUUCUUCAAAUUUCAAGGAUGGAUGGAGUACUUUGAUAUGUUGAAUAGGGCAACCUUUCCCUACUUAGUUAAAGAUUUCUGGGUAAGGGCCGAGAUUUAUGAUGGAGAUGUAGCUGCUAUUGAAGAAAUUCAUAAGGUUACUAAUAAUAGAGAACUCAAAGGUAAGUCUAGGGAUGAAAUGGGUUUGCCUGAGUUCAAAGAGGUGGAAAUCAAUUAUGAAUUGAUGGGAGUUGAUGUGACCAUCACUCUAAAUCAUAUUUCCAAACUUCUAGGCAUGGAAAUUGUUGGUAGGUAUGCUCUGAACACAAAAGUCAACAACUCAGAAUCCAGUAUGAUGAAGGAAACUAUAUUUCUCGGGCGAACUGAUUUUAGUAAAGUAAAGAAUCUAAAGAAUGAGUUCAAGGAAGUGGUACAACUAGCACAUCCUCUACGGCUCAUAAAUUACCAAAGUAACUUCAUUGGCGAUUUUGCUUAUAUUACUAAGGAAGACGGUCUUUAA